CAUUGUAUUAGUGUAUCAUUUAACUAUUCUCUUUAUCUUGAUGUUUCUUUUCCUAUUUCAGAAUAUCACCUUAUGUUGACCCACAAGAAACUUCUUCAUUCAGAUGUGCCUUUCAUAUUUUGAUGUCGUUUCAUCAACUAAAGCAAGAUGACAUAAUUUAUCAGCAGCAUUCAUCAAUACAUCAAAAUUUAUAUGAAUACAAUCUAAGAAUACAAUAUUUUUCUUGUCUUCACUGUUUGGAAUGUAGACGAAGUGAUUGCCUUACAGGUUAAUUAAGGUUGGAUACCUUUACAAACGAGUUGACAAUUUCCACCUGCUGAUAUAGAUAUUAAUUAAGAUCACAGAAGAAAGAAACACAGCUUCAAAUUCUUUUCUGGAAAUAGUUGCAGAACUGAAAACAAAGAUGUUUAUAGAGAUGAAGGAAACAUUAUUAUUGUGAUAUGUAUAAUAAAUUAUUCUCUCACAAUGAAUAAAUUAACUGAAGCCAAAAACGAUGAUACAAGAGUGAAGCAAUGUUUCUGUGAUGUUUGUGGUAAAUCAUUCGCUUAUAAUAGUCAGUUGACUAGUCACAGACGUAUCCAUACAGGAGAAAAGCCAUAUCAAUGUGAUAUCUGUGGUAAAUCAUUCGCUCAAAGGAUUACCUUGACUCUGCACAAGCGUACACAUACAGGAGAAAAGCCAUAUCAAUGCGAUAUCUGUGCUAAAUCAUUCAUUAGAAGGAUUUACUUGACUUGGCACAAACAUUCACAUACAGGAGAAAAGCCAUAUUAUUGUGAUAUCUGUGGUAAAUCAUUCUCUCAAAGGAGUAGCUUCACUGUUCAUAAACGAAGACAUUCAGGUGUAAAGCCAUAUCAGUGUGAUAUUUGUUGUAAAUCAUUCCCUCAAAGGUGUGAUUUGACUAAGCACAAGCGUACACAUACAGGAGAAAAGCCUUAUCAUUGUGAUAUCUGUGGUAAAUCAUUCUCUCUAAAGAAUAUCUUGGCUGAACACAAGCAUACACAUACAGGAGAAAAGCCAUAUCAUUGUGAUAUCUGUGGUAAAUCAUUCUCUCAAAGGAGUAGCUUCACUGUUCAUAAACGAAGACAUACAGGUGUAAAGCCAUAUCAGUGUGAUAUUUGUUGUAAAUCAUUCCCUCAAAGGUGUGAUUUGACUAAGCACAAGCGUACACAUACGGGAGAAAAGCCAUAUCAUUGUGAAAUCUGUGGUAAAUCAUUCUCUCAAAGGACUAGCUUGACUAAACACAAACGCACACAUACGGGAGAAAAGCCACAUCAUUGUGAUAUUUGUGGUAAAUCAUUCUCUGAAAGUGGUGCCUUGACUAAACACAAACGCACGCAUACGGGAGAAAAGCCAUAUCAUUGUGAAAUCUGUGGUAAAUCAUUCUCUCAAAGGAGUAACUUUACUAAUCAUAAAUGUACACAUACGGGAGAAUAGCCAUAUCAUUGUGAUAUCUGUAGUAAACCAUUUUCUCAAAGUAGUAACUUGACUCAGCAUAAAUAUAUACGUGCAGGAUAAAAGCCAUAUCAAUGUGAUAUCUGUGAUAAAUUCUUUUCUGAAAAUUAUCAUAUACCUAAUUUCAGAUACAUUCACAUGAGGGAAAAACCAUAUCGCUGUGAUAUCUGUGAUAAAUCAUUCUCUUCAAAUUGUGAAUUAACUAGUAACAAACAUAUUCAUGCUGGAGAGAAGCCAUUAUCAUUGUGACACCUGAGGUAAAUCAUUCUCUUGCGAAUGUACAUUUUCAUACCACACAAAAUCUACAUCAUGGUCAAAUCUAUUGUAAAUCAUUCUCUCAUAGACUUUACUGUAAAUGAAUAGAUACCUACAGGAGAGAAGCCAGGUCAGAGCGACAUCUGUGCUAAACCAUUCUCUUGAAAAAAGCUACAUCCAUCCACCUGGGUAUUCACAACAAUUGUAACUGUACCAAUGCCAGGAUUUAUUAAAACAUUACAACAAUGAAGUCUGUAUUGUCAGCUGUCAUUCAGGGUUUUUCCCAUCAUCAA
Molecule: messenger RNA, 2000 nt
Organism: Octopus sinensis (East Asian common octopus)
Lineage: Eukaryota; Metazoa; Mollusca; Cephalopoda; Octopoda; Octopodidae
Product: zinc finger protein 2 homolog
Exons: 2
Coding region: 466-1434 (322 amino acids)
Biological process (GO): regulation of transcription by RNA polymerase II
Cellular component (GO): nucleus
Molecular function (GO): DNA-binding transcription activator activity, RNA polymerase II-specific; RNA polymerase II cis-regulatory region sequence-specific DNA binding
Source: RefSeq, a predicted model, not a curated record